CGGAUCUACAAUUGCGUUUCUUAGCCGAGCCAACGUGUUGGACUCAGCGAUAUAAGCACUGAUCUUCUCUCACAUUUUUGGACCAGGGCAGGCAGAACCAUGUCGAUCCUUCAAAGCACUAAUAAAAGAGCACUGCGCAAGGCGUUAACCGCCACCCUUCGGGAAUUAUCCCAGUCCGAUAUCCAGUCGCAAUCACAGGCCAUCACCGAAAAAGUCCUAUCGCUGCCCGCAUUCCAGCAAUGCAAGACCGUCAGCUGUUAUCUCAGUAUGCCGGCAGCCGAGGUUCAGACGACUUCUUUGAUCUUGGAGAUUCUUGGAGAUUCAAGGAAGACUUUAUUCGUUCCUAGCAUCGCAUCCAGCAAUGGCUACAUGGACUUUGUACGAGCAUACACUGAAGAGGACUAUCGCAGCUUUCCGUCUGGUUUAUGGGGCAUUCCGGAACCAACGCCUGAGUGGUUGGGUAAAAAACGCCAGAGUGUUUUUGAUGCAGACUGCAGCAAUUUGGAUCUAAUCCUCGUGCCAGGUGUUGCCUUUGACCGAUCGCUCUCGCGGCUUGGGCAUGGAAAGGGCUACUACGAUCGAUUCAUAACAUCAUAUUCUUCCUCUACUGGGCGAUCGAAACCAUUACUAGUCGCGUUAGCUUUGAAACAGCAACUUUUAGAAGAGGGACAAGUGCCGAUGUUGGACCAUGAUUGGAAGAUGGAUAUGAUCAUCACACCCGACGAGGUCAUCACCGCAGCUCAAGAUAGAUGUGAAGAUCCGUGAAGAACGCUUCAGGCUUCACGGUUUGCUGGCCAUACACUUGUCAAUUAAUUGUCGAUGUGGCAUAUAUCAUAUUGGUGCCGGGGAGGCGGCGCUUCCCCUGGCUGGGGCACAGGAGAUGAAAGAAGUUGCACCGCUCUGUCACGGAAGUUAGUACUGGAUACCAUCUGAGUGAAUAUAUUAUCUUGCCCUGUUGUACGUGAGUCUGGAACAAUUACCAAUCGAUACGAUCGACCGCUUGGUAG
Suillus paluster is the source of this 1007-nucleotide messenger RNA. RefSeq lists its product as uncharacterized. Gene Ontology annotation, biological process: folic acid-containing compound biosynthetic process; tetrahydrofolate interconversion. The record is from RefSeq and is a predicted model, not a curated record. Gene Ontology annotation, cellular component: mitochondrion. The transcript has 6 exons. Gene Ontology annotation, molecular function: 5-formyltetrahydrofolate cyclo-ligase activity. NCBI's taxonomy places the organism in Eukaryota, Fungi, Basidiomycota, Agaricomycetes, Boletales, Suillaceae. Bases 100 to 765 code for a protein of 221 amino acids.